This is a messenger RNA of Stomoxys calcitrans (stable fly), 903 nucleotides long. RefSeq names its product putative leucine-rich repeat-containing protein DDB_G0290503. The record is from RefSeq and is a predicted model, not a curated record. The coding region runs from base 1 to 903 and encodes 300 amino acids. The transcript has a single exon. Lineage: Eukaryota; Metazoa; Arthropoda; Insecta; Diptera; Muscidae.
AUGAGUGCCGAAAAAAAGGCCUUAUGGAAGUGUCAUAAAUGCAGAGAAAGAAGAAACUCUUCUUACCACAUAUUGGUCUCUGACUCCCCAACACAAAAACAACGAAGAAACGAUGAAGACGAUGAAUUAUUUGAUGAAAACAACAAGCGCUUCAAAGACAACGCACCAAACACCAAAAUCCAACAAGAACAAACUUUACAACAACAUCAACAACAAAACAUCUCUACAUCAGACAUAAGCGAAGCAAUGAAAACAAUGAUGCUAAAUAUGUCGCAAAUGACAGCUCAACUAUCGUCUAUAAGUAUGCAACUACAAAAUCAACAAGCAACUUUAAUGCAAAUCAAUGAUAAUGUGUCUAGUCUCAGCAGCCAGGUCAGUGAACUGCAAAAGGAGAACAGAGAGAAAGACAAACGUAUGUAUGAAAUGGAAACAAAAAUAAGUAAACUUGAACAGAAAGUAUUAGAGAAAAACAUUGAAAUUAACAACUUAAACAACAACAACAUAAACGCAGUUGAAACAGUAGAGAAAAUAGCAGCAAAGCUGAAUGUACAAAUGACUGAGAACGACAUCGAUAACGCAUACCUCACGAAAGGGAAAACAAAGCUUAUUGUUGAGUUCAGCUCUCUUCGUAAGAAGAGAGAAAUAAUGGACAAAAUUGAAAGGCAUAGAAUCGAAGCAACUGAUGUCAACAAUGACGAUGGAACGGGCAAACAUAAGUACAUUUAUAUAAAUGAUCAGUUGACUGCAAGCAAAAGACAUUUGUUGUGGAUGGCAAAAAACAAAGCCAGCGAUGCCAAUUGGAAGUUUGUAUGGGUGAAGCAUGGGGAAAUUUAUGCACGAAAAAUUGAGAAAUCUCCCGUAGUCAACAUCAACUGUGAAAGUGAUUUACAAAUGAUAUGCUAA